GCUUUAUUGAAAGUCAAAGAAGGCUGAUUUGUAUAAAACGUUUGAUUCCUUUUAGUAGCAGCUAUGAUACAGCAGGUGGCAAUGUUGGAACUAACAUAAAUAUUGUGUGUUACAACCUUUAUUUUGGAAAAAGAUCGAGGAAGUAGCCUACAUCUUCUUGUUUCCGGAACAAAAACAAACAAAAAAGAGAUGUGUUCGAAGCGUACCGUCUGCCUAUGGUGUGAAGUCUCCGGACAUUGACCGAACACUGCAUUGCAAAUGAGCUAGUAGGCCUAUACUAUAAGUGUUUAACAUAGAAAUAGUACCAAGUCAAGGGAAUGUCCAAUACCGUCGCCUUUCAUGCUCAGCUAGCCUCCAUCAUUGAGGUUUUGGCGAAUGCAGCCGUUGCAGAAAUCUGCAAACUUGUAGAUGACGGCCAUGCUGCCUUACGUUUGGAAAUUUCCCAUAGCCAGAAAGAAAUCGAUAACCUGCGGAGGAAGCUGCUUUUGACAAAGUUCCAGAAUUCUAGACGGAGCGCAGAGAGAUUCGGAGCCCUGCGACGCACAGUUCACAGGCGAGUGGACACCGAUCAUGUUGCCCGGGAAAGAGAGAGCUUCGUAGGAAAGCCAACAGUGGAAAAUCGUUUUGCCUACAGUGAAGGAGGCAACUGUAUGCAGGAUGUCACCAACUGGAGAGACUCAGGACGCACAGCGACAGACCAGGAUGGGGGCAUGCAGAUGGCAGACAUGCAAGAGGCACCGCUUAUCAAAAUGGAGAACCUUGACACCAGCAUAACAGAAGAGAUUGUCCAACCGGUCAGUGAGACCAGUGACAAGAUCGUUGUGGCCGAACCAGGUGCUUCAUCAUCUAUUGAAACCACAGACAUUCUGGACCAGCAGAGAAACAGACACAGAGCUCCAGACACCGCACUCAAUAUAGAACCUGAAAACCAGACGUUCCAGCAUCCAGCGUCACCAUACAACAGAGCAACACAGGACCAUCAGGUUGCUAAGUGUGUGACCUGGGAAACUGACCAUCAACCCAUAGCAUACAGCCUGUCCCAAUGGACAGAGAAGCAAGAGACUGACAACCGAACUGUGAAUGCUCCUCACAAUGCAGGGCCAGACUCCAAGAGGCUGUCUGAACAUCCAGAGAGGAGAGGGGCACCUGGUAACUCUGGGGUCUGCAUGUCUGCUUUGGGCUCUCUGGACUGGCUGCCUGAUGUGAUGCUGGUGGACUCGGUUCCUAUUAAAGUGGAGGCAGAUAUGAGUUCGGAAUGGAGCAUAACGGGUCAAGAGGUGACAUCUGGAGAGGUCUAUUCAGAGCGCAGGCAGCUUGUGGACAACAUAGGAAGAGGGGGAAUGGAGUCUGGACAGACAAAGUGUCCCACUGACACUCAAAACACAGAGCAAGGGUCAACUGUAGGAUCAAGAUCCAAGUUGCCAGAUUUCAACGGACUGUCCACCCCAAACAGUUUUUCAUCCCCAAGGGUUACUCUCCAACAGGUUCCCCAAAGAGGGAAGCAAGCCCCCUUCCCGAAUUUCAACAGAGGCUCAACUUCUUCAUCAAAAGGCAUGGAAAAGCAGCCGCAACAGCUGACGUCUCACUCCACCAAGAGGCAGCUCCGGUGCAGCCUCUGCGGAAAGCCCUUCCCCCAGCCGGCAUACCUAAGGAGGCACAUGCGGGUCCAUACGGGGGAGAAACCAUACGGCUGCAGCCACUGCACCAAGCGCUUCUCCCACAGCCACCAGCUGAAGAUGCAUGAGAGGGUGCACACCGGAGAGAAACCGUUUCAAUGUGUCUACUGCGGGAAGUCCUUCACCCAGUCUGGCCACAUGAAGAGGCACCUCCUCGUCCACACUGGCGGCAGGCCACAGGACGUUGGGCUGCCCUGAGUGUUCCAGGGUGAAGUUUCUCCUAGGUACAGAUCUAGGAUCAGCUUCCUCUCCCCCAAUCCUAACCUUAACCAUUAGUGGGAAAAAAUGCUAAACUGACCAAAGAUCAGCUUCUAGAGGCAACUUCACACCACUCCACCUGACAUAAUGAUAGUUAGGGCCAGGAGUUUUCCCUCACAAUGUGACCAGACCAGGAAAAAACUCCUGACCCUAGUUGUAAAGGGAAUGGCUCCACACUACUGGGGUUUUCAUAUGAAAACUAGGUCUAUGUGUUUUUAACAGUUUGGAUGGUUUCCACAUUGAACGCUUCCCUUUGUGUGUAGUGGUUGUGUUUUCAGUUCAACUGGCUUGAUGCUUGGUCCAGAGUGGACUGAUCAUGUAUAACUUAUGACAGGUGAAGAUUUUAAACAUCCUUAUGAAUUUGUAUUGGUGCAGUGGCAAACCAAAGUACAGUAUUUUUAUUUAAUUUAAUGUAUUAUUUAUUUUACCAGGUGAGUUGACUGAGAAUAGGGAAAAGGGGAUACCUAGUCAGUUGUACAACUGAACGCAUUCAACUGAAAUGUGUCUUCCGCAUUUAACCCAACCCCUCUGAAUACAGUGUCAUUUACAGCAACGUCCUGGGGUAAGUUACAAAUCAGAGGCCUAGUUAAAAUAUAUAGUUAACAUACAGAAAUAUAAGAAAGAAAAAAAUACAAUAAAAUAAUCUAUCUCAUAAGAUUUCUAAUUUCCCUUUGCCUCUCAACAAGAUGGAUGUACUAUUAGACUGAUAGGCCACAAGCAAGUUAUAGAGAUGUGAUGGAUGGAAUGAAUAUAUAUUUAAUGUCAGUCAUAAUAGAAUAAAGUAGGCUAAUGCGAUUGAAUAAUAAUAAUAAUUUAUAUAGCGCUUUUCUACCAACUGAGGUACUCAAAGUGCUUUAAGGGACAAACUCACCUGAUCCACCACCAAUGCGUGGCACCCACCUGGGUGAUGCACAGUGACCAUUUUUGUGCCAGAACACUUACCAAACAUCAGCUAGAGAGGUGAGGAGUGAUAUAUGCCGAUUAGGUGGCCAUGAUGGUAUGAUAGCCAGAUUGGGAAUUUAGCCAGGACACCGGGGUAAACACCCUUAAUCUUACGAUAAGUGCCAUGGGAUUUUUAAUGACCACUGAGAGUCAGAACACCCGUUUAACGUCCCAUCCGAAAGACAACGCCCUAUGCAGGGCAAUGUCCCCUUUACUGCCCUGGGGAUCUCAUUAGACCAGAGGGAAGUGCUCUCUACUGGCCUUACAACGCCACUUCCAGCAGCACCUGGUCUCCCAUCCAGGGACCAAACCCUGCUUAGCUUCAGAGGCAAGCCAGCAGUGGGAUGCAGGGUGGUAUGCUGCUGGUAUCAAAUUGAUGGCAUGUGUCAAAUUGUUGUUUACUGAAACUCACAAAGUCAUCCAAUCAAUGUAAUAAAUGUUAAACAAUACCUACCUUCGUGUGGUCAACUAGAUGAUAAUUGUUUUGAUUGGUGCUUUGAGACAAGCUUGGGGACUCGUCUUGAAAAAUCAAUGUCAGAUUAUAAUUUUCACUGAAUCUCCGUUUGGAUAUUGGUUAGGCUGGGGAAAUGUUAUCUAUAGUUGAGGUGAGUGCUGCUCUCAUCAUCUUGUCUAGUUGGCUCAUUUAUUAGAAUAUUUUGCCAGCAUGUUACAUAGUCUUAACAGGUGGAUUAUGUUGAUCUUCACUCCAGUCGUUUAGUAGCCUAGGCCUACUCCCGACCAAAAACCUUUUGUUUCACUAAAUCUCCAUCUGUAACUAUAGGUAGGCUACUUGGUUAAUUCAAUGGCUGCGCAAAUAAGUAUUCGUUUGCUCAUCUAUUACUGAUCAGAAACAUUUAGCAUGCAAUAAUGUAGCCUAAAUCAAGUGUAGCCCAUUUUUUUUGUUCGAUCGCGUAUAGGCAACUCUAAAAGCCCGCGGAGGAUGUGAAAUAUGAACACGAGACUCACAUGCUUUUGAAAAUAUAGAUUGCUAUUAUUUUCUAUCGGUAUCAUGACGAAGAUACUAUGAAUGCACCCUAACAAAGUGGAGUGAGGGUAGAGAUGAAACGUGGAACAAAAAAGCAUGGACUUGGGCUCUGUUUCAAAUUACCACUAUUUUAUAUGACAGCGGUUCCACACGUCACAUUUUUAUAACCUUUAUUCCAUUAUAUUCUUACUAUAAAAUAUGUGUUGACUGUGAUCGGGUAGGUGGGUCUUGUCUGUUCAAUUAACAAAAUAAUUAACUAUUAAUUUCAUUCAACAAAAUAAUUAACUAUUAAUUUCAUUCAUUUGGACGUAACGUAGCCUAAUUAAACCCAAAAUAUGCUAUUCUAUUAUUUUGAAAAUACAUGUUUAUUAGUCUUGUAAUGUUUCUUAGGACCUGCCUGAAAGCAUUAACAAUGGAUUUCUUUUUGAUGGUAUAUAUAUAUUUCAGUGGAUUUAUUAAAAUAGAUGCCCACCCACAUCUAAACACCAAUAGUAGCACUCAACAGCGGCAUGCGCAUGGGAGGUAUAAAAGGUGUGUUCAGGCAAGAAUGUCGUAAAAAUUUGCAUGUUUGUAAGGGGGUCAUAUAAAAAUGGCCCAAAAGACCGUAAAUCCUUUGUGAAAGCAGUAUUACAUAUUUAAAGCAUUUUUGUUAUUGUGGAGUACUCCUCUACAGUAGGUGGCGGUGUUGUACUUUCAAUUGAAUUGCACAGUCCAGUUUAUGAUGACAUUACUGUGAAGAUGAGGAAAAAUAAAAAUAUCACCAGCUGCUUACAAACAAAGCUAGCUAGCGAUGUUUAGUUUGUGCCAUGAUUGUAUCAAUUUUAUUAGCUAGCUAGAUAAUUGUGAAUGAUCAUAAUAUAGAAAAACACAAAGACUGUUUCAUUGAAGCGUCGUGAGACAAUGUCGGGUUCCGUGGUAGAUUUCCAGGCGCACAUAGCCUCAAUCAUGGAGGUGCUAGCCAAUGCGGCUGUAGCCGAAAUCUGCAAAGUUGUUGACGAUGGCUAUGCAGUUGUACAUCUGGAGAUGUCCCAAAGCCACAAGGAGAACGAAUUUCUCCGGAGGAAAAUGAAACUGAUGGAACUUCAGGUCGCGAGGUUUCGAGCAGAGAGAACAAAGUCUUCAGAGGGGUCCGUCCACAACCGCUUCCAUGGAAUACGCCUGCUGAACAGACACAACAAUCGAGAGACCGCAACGACAGGACCUACUUGGCAAAGCAGAGCCAGACUUUCCAACAGGAGUUUUGGGAAUAGCAGCAUUCAAAGAGACAGACAGCCCAUAGACGUGGACCAUGAGGAUGUCUCUCCGUCAAAGCAUAUGGAUGCUACAAGUGAUGAGCAGUCAGGAGAGACAGAGGAAGGGGAACUAGACCUGCUGAUCAUCAAGGAAGAGGGAGAAGCAGAUGACCAGGACUCUAGGUCCAGCCACCCAGCCAGAACAGUGGAGGGCAGCAGAGAGCUAACCACCCAACCGGCUGCAGCCACCACAGAGGACCCCGCCUUCCAGUCCAGUGGCCCCAGAGGCAACAACAACUACAACAACACCGCUAUGGAGGUCAGUGGAUCUGACGACGUCCUCCUCCAAUCAGAAACAGGGAAUAUGAACCAGGGACCCCAGCAGGACACAGAAUUUGAACUCCAAGCAGAGAGACAGAGUCUGGACACAAAGUGUGACAUGAACAGGGAUCUCACUCUUCUAAGAGAUUCUUUAAACCAGGUGUGGAGAGAGGUAGUAGUGACUGAUGAUGGUGCCUCUGCUGCUCACACUAAAGUAAUGGACCUAGGGAGUGGCUCAGUGGGCCCAGAAAUGCAGACUAGCUCUGCCAUAGAAAUGAGAAGUGUAGGGUUAGAAAACCACAGGUUCCACUCCUCAUCAGAACAUGUGAUAGUGAUUGACUCUGUAUCCAGUGGGCAGCAGGUAGAUAGAGAUUUUGAGUGGGGUCAGGUGGGUACAGCUACUACACCACAGGUCAAGGGGACUGGAAAUAAGCAGGAAGUGGGAGUGUUUAACAGAAACACACCAAUGAUUCACCACGAAUCGAUGAGAGACAACACUAUGCAAUUGGUUUCACCCAGCUUCCGGCCCUCAGAAAUAAAUACAGGCAUGCAUCUUGGCACAGGAAAUGCAGGUGAGGCCAACAAAGCUAGUUGGUGCUCAUUGGCAAGCCUCCAUAGACACUCUGAAAUACCAGGAAGAAGAGCUGAACAACCAGCUCAAACCCCACUUCCUGUCAGCCAUUUUAGACCAAGCGCCACAACUUCCUCUCACUCGAGUAAUCUCGCCACAGACGUUAGACCUGGCACCGUAGAACGACCGUACGGUUGCCCAAGCUGCAAUAAGAAGUUUGUCCACGAGAGCGACUUGCGGCAGCACGCUGUCAUCCACACCAGAAAGCGGCCGUUCGCCUGCACCUUGUGUGAGAAGAGAUUUGUGUCCCGCGCCAAGCUCCAAAUGCACCUGAACGUCCACACUGGCGAGAAGCCCUUCAGUUGUGCACAUUGCGGGCGCAGGUUCUCCCACUCCAGCAAUCUGAAAAGACAUCAGAAGCUUCAUCAUUGAGAAAUUGCACAGAAGCAAGAGAUUCCUAUUGAAAAAUGCUGUUAUAGCAAUAUCAUGAGUUCUAACGUAGUCAUAUGUCUGCAGGAUGUUUGCCUUGGUCUCAUACGUUUACAAUACAACGUGGUUCAUAUUUACAUUAUCUACAAAGAUACGUUUUCUUGGCUUCUUUAAGGCCAACAGCAUCACUCACAUUGACUGUUAAGGUUGAUAAUGGUUCAAUAUAGGUGCCUCAGACUAAAGUUAUAGCAGAUCCUGCAGUUGUACUGUGAGAGUGAAAAACGGUCCUUUUGUACCAAUUUGACCAAUGGCUAUUGCUGUUUGUUUGUCAAUUCCUAUAAUUCCAUCAAUAAAUAAUAUUUUUCAAAGAA
Coregonus clupeaformis (lake whitefish) is the source of this 6785-nucleotide messenger RNA. RefSeq names its product zinc finger protein with KRAB and SCAN domains 1-like. Gene Ontology annotation, molecular function: RNA polymerase II cis-regulatory region sequence-specific DNA binding; DNA-binding transcription factor activity, RNA polymerase II-specific. Gene Ontology annotation, cellular component: nucleus. Bases 318 to 1874 code for a protein of 518 amino acids. The record is from RefSeq and is a predicted model, not a curated record. Lineage: Eukaryota; Metazoa; Chordata; Actinopteri; Salmoniformes; Salmonidae. Gene Ontology annotation, biological process: regulation of transcription by RNA polymerase II. The transcript has 6 exons.